UAUAGAUAAAGAGCGCACAACAACAUCAGCCAUGGGGAUUCCCCGUUGAUCAAAGGGGGUUUUCCACAUAGAGUUCCAGCACUGCUCUGAUCUGACACAAUAAUAUCUGACACUCACUCUGCUGGGAAAAACAAAUUAUGGAUACAUUGUACAUGAUUACAAAGCGUCGGAUAUGUACCAAUCGGAGAUGCAAUUUAUUGCGCAAUAUCACCCACGCAUCGCAUCGGGCCCAUGCAACAGAGCAGCCAGAUGCAGAGUACACUGUGGCAGAUCAGCAGCAGCUGCACUGCAGUUUAUUACCGCACUGCAGUUCAGCCAGGUUCAGCCUUCAAGGAGUUUCUACUACAGCUAGCUACAUUGAAGGCUACACUACAGAUUAGCUCCAUCUUUUCAGACUUUUUCACUCACUACUUCAAUUGAUUCAAGUCGAAACCAGUGGCAGUGAAGACGUAUGCUUGACUCACCUUGACUCUUAAGACAGUCGACUCGAUCAGGAAUGCGACAAUAUGGCUUCCGAUCAUCAUUCGGGUGAACACGAUGCCAUCGUGGUGCUUCGGAAGAACUCCCUGGAUGGGGUUCCUAUCAAAGAUGCAUGCAGAAAUGACAAGGGCAUCGUCUUGACAACCUUCAAAGGGAAAGUGUACCAGUGCAAUGGUGAUCCUUCAAUCGCUAGCAAACAGGAGAAUUAUGACAGGGUGGUAUUCCCAACAUCAGAACUGGAGGAUGACCCCAGCGUUGAUAUCGUGAAUGUCUGUUGCGGUCGUCAACAUUUUCUUGCUCUUUCUGCUGACGGUCAAGUGUACAGCUGGGGUUGGAAUGGUGAUGGGCAACUUGGUAUCCCAAAGAAGAAAGGAAAAUAUCUAGAGUGCCCCAAACCAAGGUUGAUCAAAAGUAUAUCGGAUGUUGGUGUCGUCCAGAUUGCCUGCGGAAAUGACCACUCUCUCGCGCUCACUCGAGAUGGACGGCUGUUUUCGUGGGGAUCUAACCGUCAUGGUCAACUAGGUGUGGGAAAGGGCAAUGCAAAGAGAGACAAACGCUUCGUGGAUAAACCGAUCGAGGUUGAAAACCUGUGGGGAGUGCCAUUGCAGCACAUUGCCGCCGGGGGCCAGCAUUCUGUUGUUCUUUCCGUCUCUGGAUCGGUCUACGUAUGGGGAUGGAAUGAACAUGGGCAGCUGGGAUUGCAGCAGUCAGACAGUACAUAUGUGAAACUGCCUGUCAAGUUGGAGUCCAUAUCUCAUGCUGAUGUUAAGACAAUUUCAUGUGGAAUGCAUCAUACUAGCUUCUUGAAACAGGAUGGACUGCUGAUGGUAUAUGGCAUGGGUGUCGACAAGGUCCCAUUUGAGUCUGAUGAAUGGAGAGAGUCUGAACUCAGACCUGACCAGUUUUCUCUUCAUGAAUUCUUUUCCAUUCAGUCAACUAGCCGAUGUACUUAUGCCUUUGAUGCCCAUGAUAUCUACAUGCUUGAUCACAGCAAAGCCCGGCAAGGUGACUCUUCUCAAAACUUACAGCUGGUUCCUCUGAAGCAAGCUUCAAUGAUUUAUAUGUUUGAAGCUGAAACAUCUCGUGGUUCAUAUGUCUUUGAUCCAAAAAUCUGGGGAUCAGCAAGACCUAAUGAGCUAAUGAAAGGUGUUCUGAGUGAGGAACAUAGAUUUCUGCAAGAGCAUGAAGAGGGUGUCUCAUACAGCCAUGCUGAUUCAGCUGAAAUAUCAAAGACUCUUCCAGAACUUGUCCACAGUACACCAGUCAACAACCACAUACAAGCCGGCAUGGAUGUUGCUUACCAAGAUCCUGUAGAGAAUGCUGUCAGCGACCUAACUGAUGCCAUGGCAGCAAUGUCAAUCACCAACCAUGACCGUCCGAACAAAAAAGCAGAAGAUGAACCAAGGGUAGAUGACGCUGAUCAGGAAAACCAGCAAAUGCCUCCAAGGAUCUUGCGACGACUGUGCCCUGGAAAGAACACCAUCUUUAUCAUAGAGCAGGAUGAACCAACGGGGGAAGAGCUUCGCCUAUCAAUGGCCCCUAGAAAGGGAAUCGCUACACUAUCUGCUGAGCUUCUGCAGAGUUUAGUGAACACAGAGGGAGAUAUCACAGAAGAGAUGGCCUCGUUCAAACGUACAAGAGCUGUGCUCUCAUCUCCUGCUUGCCUGAAUGCUUCCUUUCUUCCAACAAAACAAAAUGAAGUUGGUGUUGAUCUAACAGCAGCAAGAGAGGCUUUCAAGUUGAUAGACAGCGAUCACAGUCUCCUUGAAAAGCUCUCCAAAUCGAUUCCUAAUGAGUUCUUUAAAAGCCUCCCGAAGCCACAGCACCAUAAGGAAGUUCUUCGAUUCAUCUUGAUUCUCAUGGAAUGCCCCAUUUUCAGACAGCAUCACUAUCCCUGGGGACGCCGUCUCUUGGCUGCUAUGGGCAGGUUCAUGAUAUCUCUUCAUGAUGCAUCUGAAUGUGAAAUUCUUGCUUGUUGGUGGAAGUCCACACCGGCAUCAUUUCGUCAUACUGUCAAAGCUUACCGAAAAGCACUUACAUUCUUGAUUCAGAAACGGACUAGGGUCGAAGAUGAACCCAAAACUUUCCUGACCUAUCUGAAAGUCCUAGACAUCUUGAACAAGGUCAAUCUACAGCAUGAUAUUCUUUCCAUAAAGAGAUUUUACAUCCCAAAGAUUGACCAAGUUGAGUUUCAGCCAGGAGAAAGAACAUAUGGCCGAAAACACCCACUAUCAGACUUUAAGUGGCAGACGUAUCCAUUUCUCAUUGAUCUAGAGUUGAAAACAUCUAUUUUCAUCACCAACAACCUGGCUGAGAGACGGGAUAUCUUCCAGAACAACGUGGUAGGUUUCUUUCAAAGGAACUUUUGGGCAUACUUUGAAUGGCUACAUGGUUUGGGUCCUCUGCCACCCGACACCUCUAUGGUCAAUCUUACCAUUACAGUAGACCGGAAAGACAUCUUUGGGAAAAGUGUGCAGGAGCAGCUAGCUGAGAUGUUGAAUCUCUCGAUGCCUUUACUUCGACGACCUCUCAGAGUUGUCUUCGUGGGGGAAGCUGGUGUCGACUUUGGCGCACUGAGUAUGGAAUUUUUUCGGCUUGCUUUUAAAGAACUUCUGGAUCCAGACAAGGAGGACCUUGCAUUUGUCCGAUAUAUCAACAGCCUUGAAAAACACAACUCUUUUGUUUGGUUUCGGAAGGAAUGCAAGAAUUCCAAACUAGCAAAUAUUUGCGGUCUCCUCUUUGGACUUUCAUUGUACAACAAGGCAAUUGUUCCAUUACCUUUUCCACAACUGCUCUAUGCCAAGCUUCUGGGAAAAGGCCCAAAGACUGAGAUGGAGGAAUUGGCAGAGCUGGACAAGAAAUAUGCCAAAGAAAUGUGCGAAUUGCUGAGUGGAACUGAAGAGUAUGUGAAGGAAAGUUGCUUUGGUAUGGAGAUUGAAUUGGAGGAUGGCAGGAGCGUUGACGUCACCAAAGAAAAUGUACAUCGCUACGUGGACAAAGAGAUCAAAGACUACCUGGUUCCGUCACAAUUUGCAGCAUUCCAGAAAGGCUUCCAGAAAGUCUUCCAUCCAACUGCCUGUGAAAUGUUCAGACCAAUUGAACUAGAAACACUUGUCCUGGGAGAGAAACAUUUCGAUUGGAAAGCACUGGAGCAGUCAACAAAGUAUACAUUGCCAUACACAUCUUCUCACCCAACCAUUACAAUGUUCUGGACAGUGUUCCAUGAUCUGGAAGAUGGCUGGAAAAGGAAGUUUCUUGUAUAUGUGUCAGGGUCGGACCGUGUACCAAUCGGCGGACUGCAGAAUCUAGGCCUAAUCAUUGAGCAUCUUCCCGUACCUGAUGAUUGUUCCAGCUCUGAUACAGUUGAAGAUAGGCUCACCUUGCUGAUGCCUACGGGGCAUCCCUGUGAUGAUUUUGGGUUGAAGCGUACUUUACGACUGCCAGAGUAUACUAGACCUGAUGUUAUGAAAGAUCGCUUGACAGCUGCUUUUUCGCAAACAGACAUUGGAUUUCAUAUUGCUUAGAGUUGGAUGAUUUUAUUUUGGCCCCAUCUUACAAAGAGUUGCGAUUGAUCCGAUCAUUCAAAAGUAUGGAUGGCCACCAAUGCCAACAUCUAAAAUGCAAAUUUGUUCAAAGUAUUUUCUAGAUAUGAUGUAUGUAUAUUCAUACAUUCAUAUUUAUAAACAUAUUCAUAUUCAUAAACAUAUUCAUAUUCUAAACAUAUUGUUUAGAAGAUUCAGUGCAAUUCUCUUUGUUUACCAAGGACCUUGUACAAGUUUUUAGUAGAAGUAAAUAUGAUACGGAUGGAUUUCCAUACACUGUUAAAAAACCCUGAUUUUCCAGAAAAAAACAAGAUUUUGCAGGAAGCAAUAACA
Molecule: messenger RNA, 4355 nt
Organism: Lytechinus variegatus (green sea urchin)
Lineage: Eukaryota; Metazoa; Echinodermata; Echinoidea; Temnopleuroida; Toxopneustidae
Product: probable E3 ubiquitin-protein ligase HERC4
Exons: 21
Coding region: 507-4004 (1165 amino acids)
Biological process (GO): protein ubiquitination; ubiquitin-dependent protein catabolic process
Molecular function (GO): ubiquitin protein ligase activity
Source: RefSeq, a predicted model, not a curated record